GUCAAAAUCAGGACGAGAUGUCUGACUCACUUCUGCUCUCUGCACAGCGGAGCUUUAGCUCUCACGCCACCUCCACCGUCAGUGACGUCUGCGUCACGUGUCCAUCUCUUCCCUCCGUACGUCCGUCGUAUUUUCCUCCUCUCACUGCCUGCUUUUACACUGAGAAAUAAACAAGCGCAAAAAAGGCUGCCGUUGUGGGGACCGGUCUGGCUCCAGUGUCACGUUUAUCACCAGCCUAUGGACAGAGGGGGCUUACACCUAUAAGUUGCCAUCAGUGAAGCCCAAAUCUCCCGUCAGUUUCUGCCUCCACUGAGCCCAUAUUAUUGUAAACUUUUUAAAGCCUGCGCUGCAUACACUGAGCUCCGACAAAGCGAGGUCUGUGUGUCUCCAUAUGUACGGUCUGUGCUAGUGUUGGGUGAGAACGCCAUCUUUCCAAAGAACAUCUGUCUGAACAUCAGAACCACCCACUUGCACAAAUGUAAAGUAGACUAUCUUAAGCAACACAUUCACAAGUUUUCCCUUUUUAAAAUUGCGGUGGGAACGACAAGGGGACCUAUGGACAAGUCCCGCUGUCCUCCUUCCCCAAUGCCUGGUCUAUAACGACCCAUAUUCUCACUCACACCCCACUUUCAACCAUUUGACCAACCCUCCCCACCCUGUCGUCAUAUAAUGGCCAGUAAGAGGAAGUCUACCACUCCUUGUAUGAUUCCCAGCAAGAUCGUAUGCCCAGCAGAUGAGGUUGAACAGGACUCUCUGGUUCUUCUCCGUCAAUCCAGGAUUUCUGGAGGGGGCAGACAUAGCCCGCUCGACCCAGGAGAGUCUUCCAAACCAGAGCUGGGGGAUGCUGUCAAAGAUGGUGCUGGCACAUACACCUGUAAGCCUUGUAACUUUGAAACGCAUGACCUUAACUUGUUCUUGGAUCAUGUGUACUCUGGGCACCCAGACUUUCGUGCGGACCCCAGCUUCUUUUGCGUGAGCUGUGGGUUUUCAGCGCCCAAGUUUGAAGGGCUGGCCCUGCAUAAUGCCAGGGUUCACCCCAGCACAUUGAACACAACUCUGCAGCUGAGGAAGAGGGACAGGAGAGUAGUAGUGGAGCAGAAUCUGGUGACUGGGGCAGAGACAGGGAAGGAUAGCGAGAUCUCCAUCACUAAAACCCCGAUUAUGAGGAUGCUGAAGGGCAAAUCGGAGUCUAAGCGGAUAGUGGUGUCUCACCCAGUCUCUGACGAUGCUUCCUCAGACCCACACUCUAUCUCUGCAUCCAGAGAGACAGAAAGAAAAGAGCCUACUGCAGUGACAGUCACACAUGUUCCCACAAUUGUCCACAAUGGAACAACCAAGGUCACUCUGCCCUCAGGAAUCCAGAUAGUCAACGGCUCUGGAGCAUUACCAGUGCUCAAGACUCCCAUCACACAGGUGGUCUCAGUGGUUCAAAGCAGAAGCCUUCAUCAAUCUGCGCCAAUCACAGCCUCCUCAAAUAUUUCUGCUGCUUCGUAUUCAACCUCCAAAAAUCUCCCCAAGGUGAUGAUUCCUUUGAGCAGUAUCCCUACCUACAGUGCCUCCAUGGACUCCUCUUCCUUCCUGAAGACCUCCUUCAGUAAGUUCCCGUACCCCACAAAGGCGGAGCUCUGCUACCUGACUGUGGUCACAAAGUUCCCUGAAGAGCAGAUCAAGAUCUGGUUCACAGCCCAGAGACUAAAACAAGGCAUCAGCUGGUCUCCUGAGGAGAUCGAGGAGGCCAGGAGAAAGAUGUUCAACACCAUCAUCCAGACUGCACCUUCCAGCUCGCACAACCAGAGCCAGAGUAACCAUAGCCCGGCCCAACACACAAUCACAGUCUUGCCUGCCUCACUGGGGGCUACUGGGAUCCCUCACAUCCUGCAGGGCUCUCUUGUCAGCCAAGGAGGGGUAAUCGUCACGCAGCCUGUAAUGGCAAAUGGUAUCCAGGUUAGCAGUGCACCCGUGGCCCUGGCUGUCACACCUAAGCCCCAGGCAGCAGCCCGCCCCAUGAUGCAGGCCCGACCUGCUGCCGCCCUAGUGGCAGACAAAGGCAUCAGCAUGGUGGUGGGGACGGUGGGUAGCAGCAGCAGCACUGGGAGCAACAUCAUUAGCAGCAGUAAUAGUAGUAGGAGUGGAAGAGGAGGCACUAGCAGUAUUAUUACUAGCAGUCAAGCUAGUGUCAUCAACCUUAGUCUAGGAGGCAGCAAUCUUAGUGAUGCUAAGGUUAGCAGUGUUAAUGGUAAACACAAUAGUGCUAAUGCAGACUGCAGUAACAAGAGCAAUAGUAAUAUCACCAGCCAUAUCAAUGCUAAGAACUUAAAUAUCAGCAAAGCCAACAACACCAGCAGUGUGAAGAGUGACAACAAAGUAACCACAGGAAGCAAAAACACCACAGACAACAAAUCUAAUAACAAAACAGACAGUGAUGGACAUAAGAGUAAAGAUACCAACGGUAGCAGCAACAAAAACAACACAACUAGCACAAGUGCAGAUGAUGUUGACACCGCCACCAGUGACUCUCCCACCAUCAAAAUGGAGGAGGCGUCUUCCCCUGCCUCAAAGUCUUCUUCCCCCUCUUCUGUAGCACCUUUAAGCAGCACACUUGGCUCUCAGACACCUGUUAAUGCGUUCCUGGACCCCAGCUUUUACAAGGGCAAGAAGUCUCAGGGGCAGCUCAACAUUCUGAAGGACAGUUUCCAGGUCAGCCAGUUUCCCGACCAGGAGGAGGUGGACCGCCUCAUUGCUCUGACUGGGCUCACAGUACGAGAAGUCCGCAAGUGGUUCAGUGACCGGCGCUACCACUUUCGCAACCUCAAAGGGACACGCUCCAGCACAGGCGGACAGAAUAAGUCUGGCACUGCAGCGGGAGCAGGGAGCGCUUCAAGUACGCCAGGGAGCGGCAACGCUGGCAGUGCCAACCCUGUUGAUCUGACUGAAAGUAGCUGCAACUCUGGUGCAAAAACGCCCCAGCACAGCUCUGCACCCCUGAGCCCAACGGCAUCACAGACUCCCACCUCUCCCACCACACCUUCCCGCCGACUCCCCAGACCUCCUUCUCCUGACUUCACAGCUAUUCGCUACAAGGAGCGAGAGCCUCAUCAGGUAAAGGCUCUAGAGGCCAGUUUUGGCCAGGACCCUGACCCAGCAGGGGAGGAAGUGGACAGACUGCGAGCUGAGACCAAGAUGACCAGAAGGGAGAUCCAUGGCUGGUUUGCUGACAGGAGGAAGAGAGUGGCAGCCGAGAAAAAGAAAGAGGAGGCGGAGCGGGCGAUGAGAGAGGAGAUGGAAGUUGAUGGGGAGGAGAGACAGAAGGAGGACGGUUCAGGAGAACUGAAAGUCAACCCUAUUAAAAUCAAUCUGAAGAUGCUCAAGGUGACAGAGGCCAAUGGCAAAGCGGAGGGUGAAGGGUCGGAUAGCCUGCUUCAAUCCAGCAGCACACCUGCAUCCUCCCCAGGCCCCACUCCAUCCUCCAACCCCAAACCAUCCCAACCCUCCACCCCAACACCCAAAGCAUCCCCCUCCCCCAAACCCUCAGCCAUUCGAGGUAAGAAGACAGCGGAGCAGCUGCGAUUGCUCAAACAAGUCUACGCCCGUACCCAGUGGCCCAGCGCUACUCAGUAUGAUGAACUGAUCUCAGCCACUGGACUGCCCAGACCUGAGGUAGUGCGCUGGUUUGGGGACUGCCGUUACGUGCAGAAGAACGGCCAGCUGAAGUGGCUGGAAGCUUACCAGAGCAUGGCUCUGGAAGAGGAACUCAAUGAGGCGAACACACGGAUUCUCCAGGCCCACCGCGACGUCCACGGCAGCCUGGAGGAGUCGCAGUUGCAGGAACUGGUUGAUGCUAGUGGUUUAACAGCAGACUUGGUGCGAUAUUGGUUCUCCACCAAGGCAUCUUUGCCCCGUUUGGAACAAACUGCUGCUGCUCAUGAGACAGAACCAAGACCAGUUGCACCAGAAGCAGCAGCAGCAGAGCCACGAACAACGGGAUCCUCCCCAAUGGAGCCGCAGCCAGGAGGAGGGACGGAGGAGAAAAUGGAGCAGUCGGUGUGUGGUGUCGCCACAGAAGCAGAGGAGGCCAACGCUGACGAGACUGUGAAUCCUACUAAAGGAACCGAUUAAAGAGGCCUUUUGUACGAGGAUGGAGUUCACAACGCAGGUGGUCUUUGUGUCGAUAGUCUGAGGGAAAGACGGCAGAUGCGGUUGUAACAGGAUCACUGGAUGGAAAUGGACCUUGAAACCAUCCUCACCCAUUCCUCUCUCUCCUUCUCGCUCACACUAACUUCCCCGCUUCCCCCCCUUCCUAUCCAUCCACCCACUCCCUGCUCUCCUUCUCCCGUUGUGUCUACCCCUCCGCUACACAGACCUUCUCCAGUAUCCUCCUGUCCGCCAUUUUCCCUUCAGAAGGAAGUUCCGGUAGAGACUGAAGUGCAGGAGUGGAUGUGGUGGAGGGAGGGAGGGGCCGGGCUGACGGCGUUUUUCUGCCGUGUUUGUUCCGCCUGCCUGCUGUGAUGGGAGAAAGGGGGGAAAAAAAAAAUAAAAAAUUUGGAGGGAAAGUGUGAUGGGACCUCAGCAGAUGUUUGUUGUGGGGGGAGGGGUUGGGUUUUUGGAAAGUUAUCGACCAAAUCAACCCUCAGAUGAGGAGCGACGGGGUGUUGAAAGCCUGUGCAUAGUUUGUUUUGGGGUACGAAAAGCUGCACAGCUCUUUGCUGCAGGGUGCUUGCCUUAAAGUAAAUUUAAAUUACCCUUCUUUUUCCAAUGUGUUAUCUUCAUACUCUCUUUUCCCACCAACUUGCACUCACACUUUGACUUCUUACUUGCAGCUUACUUCAAAUGUGCUAGCUAGGCUGUUCAGUGUCUUGUGUGAAGCACAGCACUGAUGUUCAUUUGAUCAUGUCUUUGUCGGACAUCUCUUUGUACUCACUUUUCAUUUCUUAUAUGUACAUAUUUGGUUAAAUAGGACAUUAAAUUGUCCAGUUUAGGGUAAAACGUCUGGAAUCUGUCAUCCAAAGAGGGCAAGCACCCUGAUGUGUUUUAAAGUGACACAAUAUAGUAGACUACUGUAUAUGGAAUCUGGUGUGUGUUGUAGCAUGAAGUGCUUCUUUGUCACUCAUGUACGUAUGUUUGUUUUUAUGGAACUUUCCUACGAAAUAAAUUAAAUUUGACUGUAGAAGAACUGUGAACCUUUACCUGAGUUCCAUACUUAGCUUGAUGUAUAAUUUUUACAGAUGGUAUUUGCAGAAUAAACGGAAUGUAAUAAA
Messenger RNA from Sander lucioperca (pikeperch), 5255 nucleotides. It is a transcript of the gene zhx3b, whose product is annotated as zinc fingers and homeoboxes 3. Gene Ontology annotation, molecular function: DNA-binding transcription factor activity, RNA polymerase II-specific; DNA binding. The record is from RefSeq and is a predicted model, not a curated record. Gene Ontology annotation, cellular component: nucleus. NCBI's taxonomy places the organism in Eukaryota, Metazoa, Chordata, Actinopteri, Perciformes, Percidae. Gene Ontology annotation, biological process: regulation of transcription by RNA polymerase II. The transcript is spliced from 8 exons. Bases 670 to 4116 code for a protein of 1148 amino acids.